Molecule: messenger RNA, 2379 nt
Organism: Salvia miltiorrhiza (redroot sage)
Lineage: Eukaryota; Viridiplantae; Streptophyta; Magnoliopsida; Lamiales; Lamiaceae
Product: very-long-chain aldehyde decarbonylase CER1-like
Exons: 9
Coding region: 306-2180 (624 amino acids)
Biological process (GO): lipid biosynthetic process
Molecular function (GO): oxidoreductase activity; iron ion binding
Source: RefSeq, a predicted model, not a curated record
UUCAUUUUACGAGAUCCACCGAGUGAGGUUAUGAGUGAAAAUUGUUAGUUUAAAUUGAAUUUGUCCAAAAGAAUGUGACGAUUAUAAUAUCUCAAUAGUACUUUCAUGGAUGCCGACAGUAACUCUUAGAGCAAGGGAGAGAAACAAACCGAACAAGAGGAAACACGUGUAGGGGUGGUUAUUAGGCAGAAUCAAUGGAAUGCCAUAAUGGAAAAGUGAUGAGUCCACACAUUAUCUUCACUAUAAAGGUAAUAUAUGGACGUAAAGGUAGAGAAACAUUAGAAACCUAAGAGGGGGAAAAGAGAAUGGCGUCUAAACCAGGAAUUCUCACUGAGUGGCCAUGGACGUGGCUCGGAGACUACAAGUAUGUGGUAAUAGCGCCAUGGGCAAUACACUCAACAUACUCAUACAUGGUGAAGGAUGAAAAUGAAAGGGAUUUGGGGCACCUAAUCAUAUUCCCUUUCUUGCUAACAAGAAUGCUGCACAACCAGCUGUGGAUUUCCUACUCUCGCUAUCGAACGGCCAAGGGGAGCAACCGGAUAGUCGACAAGAACAUCGAGUUCGAGCAGGUCGAUCGGGAGAGAAACUGGGAUGAUCAGAUCAUAUUCAAUGGGAUUUUGUUCUAUAUUGGUUAUAACUACGUCAAGGAGUCUCAUAACCUGCCGUGGUGGCGAACCGACGGCGUGAUCUGGACAAUCCUGCUUCAUGCAGGGCCCGUCGAGUUCCUCUACUACUGGCUGCACAGAGCGCUGCACCACCACUUCCUCUACUCGCGCUACCAUUCCCACCACCACUCCUCCAUCGCCACCGAGCCCAUCACGUCUGUGAUCCAUCCAUUCGGGGAGCACAUAGCCUACUUCGUUCUGUUUGCUAUACCGCUGCUCACAACGCUGUGGACGAAGACAGCCUCCAUGGUCUCAUUUGCAGGUUACAUCACCUACAUCGACUUCAUGAACAACAUGGGACACUGCAACUUCGAGCACAUACCAAAACGCAUCUUCUCCGUCUUCCCGCCCCUCAAGUACCUCGUCUACACGCCUUCGUACCACUCCCUGCACCACACUCAAUUUCGGACCAAUUAUUCACUCUUCAUGCCGUUCUAUGACUACGUCUACGGCACCAUGGACAAGUCCUCUGAUUCAUUGUACGAAAGCUCGCUAGUGAGGAAGGACGACGUACCUGACCUGGUGCAUCUCACUCAUCUAACGACGCCAGAGUCCAUAUAUCAUCUUCGCAUUGGAUUCGCGAGCUUGGCUUCCGAGCCUCACAAAUCCAGGUGGUAUCUGUGGCUAAUGUGGCCUGUCACAAUAUGGUCUAUGAUGAUCACUUGGAUAUACGGCCGCACAUUCGUUGUCGAGAGGAACGCCUUCAAGAACCUAAAACUGCAGACAUGGGCUGUGCCCAAGUAUAGCAUCCAAUACUACAUGCACUGGCAGAGAGAGUGGAUCAACAACCUGAUUGAGGAUGCAAUACUCGAAGCUGAUGAAAGUGGAGUGAAGGUGCUGAGCCUCGGCCUACUUAAUCAGGAGGAGGGGCUUAACAGAAACGGCGAUCUUUUCUUGAGGAGACAUCCUCUGCUGAGAGUGAAACUGGUAGAUGGGAGUAGCUUAGCAGUUGCCAUAGUUCUCAACAGCAUUCCAAAAGGAACAACUCAGGUGGUGCUCCGAGGCAACCCAACCAAGGUUGCUUAUUCCAUCGCGCUUGCCUUAUGCCAAGGGGGAAUGCAGGUCUUCACAUUGAACGAAGACGACUACAAGAAGAUCAAAGCAAAGCUCAACAGCGAGGCUGCAAGUAAUCUGAUUCUCUCCAAAAGCAGCCCUUCCAAGAUAUGGUUGGUGGGAGAUGGACUAAGCCAGACAGAUCAACAAAAAGCAUCCAAAGGAACCAUGUUCAUUCCCUUCUCUCAGUUCCCCCCAAAGAAAACGCGCAAAGACUGCUUGUAUAACACUACACCAGCAAUGUUGGCUCCAAAGAAUAUCGAGAAUGUUGACUCUUGUGAGAACUGGUUACCAAGAAGAGUGAUGAGCGCGUGGCGUGUAGCAGGAAUCGUGCACGCUGCAGAAGAAUGGAAUUCACACGAGUGUGGAAACGUGAUGUUCAAUAUUGAAAAGAUUUGGAAGGCCAGCCUUGAGCAUGGAUUCCGCCCCCUCACGGCGUCUGCUGAAUCAAACCUCAACUAGGCUGCAUUCUGAGAUCAUUGAAAAAAAAGAAGAAGAAAUUAGAUAUGGUAUAUAUGCUGCAGCCUGCAUUUUAUAUUUAUUGAAAUGAUCAAACUCUUAAAAUAUUUAUCCAGCCUAUAUCAAAGAUAACUUUGGAGCAUUUCCCUGUGCUUCAGUAAUACACAGUUGAUAAUAAUAUAACUAUCGCAUUCGCACUUCA